CUUUUAAAACAACAAUUUUAAAGUUACUUUCUAUAAUAUUGGAGUAUAAAAUGGAGACCAAGUUUAUGAGCGUGUAUCCUGGAGCGAGCACCGUAGCUCUAAGACGAGUUAUGGACGCAAUGUCGUUGUUCUAUGAAAAGCGCUCAGCAGCCCAUCGACGCAAACAUUUUAAAGUGAUCCAAUGUCCAAGGCCAGGACUAUGUUUCGUCUUCCACGGCAUGAUCCUUAUGGCAUGUGAGCAUUUUGUUAUAGAUUUUCUCACCAAGCAGGGAAGUGAAAUAUGCGAGGAGUGCGAUGUACUGCUGCAAAUAGGAUCACGACUUCCUCAAAAUUAUAUAACGCGCAAUUCACGUCUUAAGGGAAAAUGGGGACCAGAGGAAAAUUCCUCAUACUUAACCUUCCAGCUGAACCGGGGAAAGUCUUUUUGGAUGCAAAUAUUACUUACUGAGGAGUGCUUCUUUAUUUCAGUCAAUGGCUAUCAUUUUGCGAAAUAUAUUCACCGUAUGCCCUAUCGAUGGUUGGAAGCUGUGGAUGUACUCGGAGAUGUCUCCGACAUCGUUAUCGAUACGUACUAUGUUUCCGAGUAUCCUAUACGCCUAACACAUUCAUUGCCUCGAGCCAUUCCACAUUUAAGCAAAAAUCUCCGAGACACCGAGAACACGGAAACUGAAUGGAUGGUCUUAUCUUCUCUGGCAAAGAUGUCAUCUAAAAAGUUUCUCUACCAGCCGAGUCUCCCUCUUCCUUUCUAUGGAAAGCUGUUGGACGAAAACGUCCUCAGAGAAGGAAGUGCACUUCGAAUCGAAGGUCGUGUCCGCUUGAUGCCCCAAAGAUUCAGUAUAGCAUUUCAGAAAGGACAGGAAAUUUGGCCGCAACCCACAGUGUCAUUAUAUUUUAGUCCCUCUUUCUUGCGAAAUAGGCACGACAAAAUCGGCACGGCUAUUAUUACACGACGUGCCUAUUUAAACGGUGACUGGGUGAACUGUACAGUGUCUCGUUUAAAUACAAGUCUACGGCCUGGAGGUGCCUUUGUCAUAGUAAUCGUAUGCCGAGAUGAAUACUACGAAUUGUUUGUGAACAACAGGUCCUUGUUUCAUUUUAAGUAUCAAAUGAAGCCAGAUUGUGUUGACAUUGUGAAUAUUCGUGGAGAUAUCAAGCUUUGGGAGGUAGUUGUUGAAGGCAACACUACCUACAAAAAACCGCGAGUUCGAACUGCUAUGGAACGAGCUUUAGGUGCCUGGAAGCGAUCUGAAAUCCCCCAACUUCAAAUAUAAUUGAAUUAGUG
Molecule: messenger RNA, 1282 nt
Organism: Drosophila erecta
Lineage: Eukaryota; Metazoa; Arthropoda; Insecta; Diptera; Drosophilidae
Product: galectin-9
Exons: 2
Coding region: 51-1271 (406 amino acids)
Molecular function (GO): carbohydrate binding; galactoside binding
Source: RefSeq, a predicted model, not a curated record